AUGACGCAGCCUUCCAACACACCGACGGCGCCGCCGAGCAACGGCACCCCGGCGCAGGCCAAAAUCGGCCCGCAUCCGGGCUUCAUCUCCAGCUCCAACCAGUACUCGUCCGAGACGCGCAUACGGCGCAUGUUUCGCUCCAACGGCUGCGAUCCCGCGCGCGAAGAUAACUACCGCCUGCAGGGUGUGCAGCUGAUUGAGAAUGUGCGGGAGCAUCUAAAACUGCCCGUUCGGACCUUUGACACGGCCUGCAUCUACUUUCACAAGUUUCGACUCAACUUUCGCGACGCCGAGUACAACUUUCACGACGCGGCGCUCGCAUCGCUGUUUUUGGCGUGCAAGGUCGAGGACACGAUUAAGAAAUCAAAGGACAUACUGGCGGCCGCUUACGCCGUGAGGAACCCAGACAAGCCUGCGCCGACCGACGACAAGAUGUUUGAGCAAAACGGCAAGACCAUCAUCGGCCUUGAGCGCCACAUCCUUGAGACCAUUGGCUUCGACUUUCGCACGCGCUACCCGCAGAAGCUGCUCGUCAAGAUUGUGCGCAGCAUCUUUGGCGCCUCAGGCACGUCGUCGCGCGCCUUUUACGAAACCGCCUACGCCAUGUGCAUCGACAUGUACAAGACGCUCGUGCCCAUCAAGCGCACCACGUUUGCCAUGGCCAUGGCCGUCGUCGAGCUCACCGCGCGCCUCCUCAGCGGCGGCGACGGCAGCGACCGGUCGCUCCUCGACCGCGUCGAUGCCUUUGCCGCCCAGCGCCGGCAGUACGCCCGCGCGCCCGUCGUCGAGACCAUGCUGGACCUGCUGGACCUCUACGUCCAGCACCACAAGGCCACCAAGCUCGGCGCGCGCUUCGACCUCGCGCGCUUCAUGGACAUGAAGAUCCGCCUCAACCAGGACCUCGACGCCUCGUGCGCCCCGCGCUUCCUGUUUUACUGCCAGAAAUGCGAGAUUGACGCGCCGCUGACCGAGCCGGCCGCGGAUCAGGCGUGGUCGGUGGAGGCCCGCGAUGCAGGCCCCGCGCAGCGCGCCGCGCGCAGACAGGACGGCACCAUGCGCUUCGUCUUCGCCCCCGAGGCGGCCCGCACGGAACACGACGCCGUCGGCCGCUUCUUCAAGCAGGAGUACGAAGAGUACGAGAUGGAGGUGGAGGAGCCCGUGCCCCCGCCGCCGGAACAGCCGCGCGGCCCGCGAGACGGGAGGGACGGUGGCGGCGGCGGCGGAGGUGGGCGCGGCGGUGGCCACGGACGAGGAGGCAAUUAUCGAGGUGGUGGCCACAGAGCCCGUGGGGAUAGGAGAGGAGAGCCGUAUGGGAGCUACCGCGGCGGCGAGCGAUACCAUAGAGGAGGACGCGGCCGUCAUCACUAA
Molecule: messenger RNA, 1368 nt
Organism: Cordyceps militaris CM01
Lineage: Eukaryota; Fungi; Ascomycota; Sordariomycetes; Hypocreales; Cordycipitaceae
Product: cyclin
Exons: 3
Coding region: 1-1368 (455 amino acids)
Biological process (GO): regulation of transcription by RNA polymerase II; positive regulation of DNA-templated transcription, elongation
Cellular component (GO): cyclin/CDK positive transcription elongation factor complex; nucleus
Molecular function (GO): cyclin-dependent protein serine/threonine kinase activator activity
Source: RefSeq, a predicted model, not a curated record